GGUCAAGGUAUGUUUUAUUUGUUUCGAAAUCAUCUACUACUGAUAAGUUACUAGUGGAUAUCGAGAACAUCAAAGGUAUACAUAACUACAUGGUGGCUUCAUUAGCAGACAUGCGACGCGCUCUCAAAGUACAUGCGCUCAAUACCGUUCCGCUAGGCUACAGCCUCCGCCUACCUUUAUUUUCCCUGCUCGACGAGGCGGCGCACAAACGGGACACAAUCCAAACGCUGCUAGACGGAGGGAGGUACCUACAUUUGUAUGAGCAGACUGUCGACGACGUGGAUAUCGAACGGCUACUCGAAAACGAGGUCCUCGUCAACAUGGUUAUCGACGUGUUGAUCGGAGGUUGGGACGCCAACUUGGAAGGCCCAAUGGACCGAGUGUUCGCAUCCUGCGGCGCUGCGAUCUAUUGUGUGCUAUAUGCACAUCGCACAGGCCGAUUCACUGACGUGUCAGUGAAUUCGGCCACGUUCGACGAUGCAUACCAAGAUAUCAUGGCGAUCGUUCGAACUAUUCGUGCUUCGGAUGUCUUGAGUGCGAGGUUUGAUGGGGUACAGCAACAGGUUGGCCUCCGAGUGGCCAACCAUUAGCUCAGUAGUACGACGCGCUGAUAAUAAUAAUCUUUCAC
Suillus plorans is the source of this 628-nucleotide messenger RNA. RefSeq lists its product as uncharacterized. Lineage: Eukaryota; Fungi; Basidiomycota; Agaricomycetes; Boletales; Suillaceae. Bases 90 to 590 code for a protein of 166 amino acids. The record is from RefSeq and is a predicted model, not a curated record. The transcript has 2 exons.